Messenger RNA from Leptonychotes weddellii (Weddell seal), 2748 nucleotides. It is a transcript of the gene ACCS, whose product is annotated as 1-aminocyclopropane-1-carboxylate synthase homolog (inactive). Gene Ontology annotation, molecular function: transaminase activity; pyridoxal phosphate binding. Gene Ontology annotation, biological process: amino acid metabolic process; biosynthetic process. NCBI's taxonomy places the organism in Eukaryota, Metazoa, Chordata, Mammalia, Carnivora, Phocidae. The record is from RefSeq and is a predicted model, not a curated record.
GCGCCCCGGGGGUCGGGGCCGCUGGCUGUUCCCCGGCACUCGGUGUGUGGGCUUGCCUCAGGACCCGGAACUCGGCGAGGAGCGAGGAUAACCUACUUUACCGAACUUGAGCCAUGAGCCCGGAUUGGCUCUAAGCGCUUUAUCUACGGGAACUCAUACAUUUAUAGCCUCCCGGUGCCCUGCGGUUUUACGCGCGCUCUGCCGAUGAGGAAAGUGGCUUAGAAAGUGGAGGAGCGCACAGCCACCGGCAGGAGACCACCCUCUCCUGACACCUGUGCCUCCUUCCACCUGCGGGAGGCCGACCCCGGGAGCUCUGCCGGGGUGCCUGCCCUUGGGAGACGCCCAGUCGUCCUCCCCUUGGUCCCCACCCACCGCCCGCUCCCGAUCACCAAGCGAUCACCAAGGGGCCCUUUAGCCCCGCUGACAUCAAUCACCGCAAGACCCCUGGGACUCCCGGGCUCUUUCUGCUUAAGUCAGAACAUAUUACCCUGGUGUUUUGAAAUUGAGGUCAGCAAGAAUGGAAAAAGAACGUUGGUGACCCCUCAGGCUGCAGAAUGAAAAACUCCCAUAAAUGUAAAACAAGCGAAAGCAGCUGUACGUGACAUCAUAUAAAAGUAGCAAGCCCAGCCCCUGGGCCUGAAUAGAUCCUUAACAGAAUUUACUUGUUGAUGCCAUUGUACACAUGGUUAUGACUAGUAAGGGACACAGGAAAUGGUGAUACAUAAACAUAAAGGAACGGGCAGACGGAGAAUGGGAAGGACCUCUUGACUCCCAAUUCAGAUGUUCACUCUGCCUCAGAAGGAAUCUAGGGCACCUGCCACCUGUCCGGGCCCAGCCUCCACACAGGACCUGGACAGUAACUAUGAGGAUGGUCUGGAAAGAGAAUGCUCCAGAAAACCAGACCGGAAGGUGCCAGAGUUCUGUGGAGUGGGUGAUCCCACUGCCAUGUUAUCCUCAGACAGCUCUUACCUGUCCUCUAGGGGAGGCAUCAUUAAGUGGUUCUGGGACUCGGCAGAAGAGGGCUACAGGACCUACCACAUGGACGAGUAUGAUGAGGAUAAGAACCCCAGCGGCAUCAUUAACUUGGGCACCAGUGAGAACAAACUCUGCUUUGACCUGCUGUCCAGGCGGCUGAGCCAGAGCGACAUGCUGCGGGUGGAGCCGUCCCUGCUGCAGUACCCUGACUGGAGGGGACAUCGGUUCCUCCGGGAGGAAGUGGCCAGAUUCCUGUCUUUCUACUGCAAGAGGCCUACACCCCUUAAGCCAGAGAAUGUGGUUGUUCUGAAUGGCUGUGCCUCUCUCUUCUCGGCUCUGGCCACGGUGCUGUGUGAGGUCGGGGAGGCUUUCCUGAUCCCCACACCUUACUAUGGAGCCAUCACACAGCACGUCUAUCUCUAUGGCCACGUCCGUCUGGUCUGUGUCUAUCUGGACAGUGAGGUCACUGGGCUGGACACACGCCCCUUCCAGCUCACCGUGGAGAGGCUUGAGAUGGCCCUGCAGAGAGCUAAUUCUGAGGGUGUGAAGGUUAAAGGUCUCAUCCUCAUCAACCCCCACAACCCUCUGGGCGACAUCUACUCCCCAGGAGAGCUGCGGGACUACCUGGAAUUUGCCAAGAGGCACGAGCUGCACGUGUUGGUGGAUGAGGUCUACAUGCUGUCCGUGUUUGAGAAGUCGGCGGCCUACUGCAGCGUCCUGAGCCUGGAAGGGUUGCCUGACCCCCAGAGGACCCACGUGAUGUGGGCGGCCAGCAAGGACUUCGGGAUGUCUGGGCUCCGCUUUGGCACGCUGUACACGGAAAACCGGGACGUGGCCACUGCGGUGGCUUCCCUCUGCCGUUAUCACGGCCUCAGUGGCUUGGUCCAGUACCAGAUGGCGCAGCUGCUCCGGGACCGUGACUGGAUCAACCAGGUGUACUUACCGGAGAACCAUGCCCGGCUCAAGGCUGCCCACACCUAUGUGGCAGGAGAGCUCCGGGCCCUGGGCAUCCCCUUCCUGAGCCGCGGGGCGGGCUUCUUCAUCUGGGUUGACCUGAGGAAGUUCCUGCCUGAGGCCACCUUUAAGGAGGAAAUGCUGCUUUGGCGCCGCUUUUUGGACAACAAGGUGCUGCUGUCCUGUGGCAAGACCUUCGAGUGUAAAGAGCCCGGCUGGUUCCGCUUGGUCUUCUCGGACAAGGCCCACCGGCUUUGCCUGGGGAUGCAGAGGGUCCGGCAGGUGCUUGGGGGCAAAUCCCAGGUGGCCGAAGAGCCCCGUUCCUGUCAGACCCAGGAGCCAAGGAGCCAGCGCAGAUGAGCUGGUCGUCGCUGGGGGACAGCAGGGCCUGGCAGCCACCGCCAACCCGAGCCAUUUGGGGCUGUGAAGACCGACGGCGGAUGGGCCAUUUGUCAGGCGGGUACCCGACGUGACCUCACCCCCGAAGAAGAACCAUUCCUGGCCCCUCUCGGGCAGUGAGAGACUCCUUUGGCUGUGCUCUGCUUCAGCCCCUCCCCCUCUACUAAACAAAACUGGGAGAAACUAAAAGCCUCUGUGGUGAGUAAUGUACAGAAUGGAGGAGUCGUGACUGCUCUUAAGCACAACCCUUCGCCCCCUGAGAUCAUGAAAAGAAAACAACGUGUACCUUCUUUUGACUGCACCGUCCUUCCUCCUUUUUUUGCCAGAGAAACAAGUCAGAGGAACAACACAUAUAAGAGAGAACAUGCCCAAGAAAUAAACAAGGGUGAUAAUUCCCAAACCCCAGGAGGAAGGAGUUAA